CAAGCAAGCUGAAAAACAGAAAGCAAGGUUGCAAGGAAUGAGAGAGGAACAGAGACACCCUGACACCAGGUAGAGAGAGAAGAAGGUUAGAGAGAACAGAUGGGCAUCAUUUGUUCCAGUCAGAAGGACAGGAACUCGGGAACUCAUGAUGAGACCAGACACCAGCUCAACAACCAAGAAAGCCACACAGGAGGAGAAAAAGGCGAUGGAAAUUUGAGAUGAACUGGUAUAAAUGAUGCUCAGGAAUAAACUGUAAGAUUAGUGCUUAUGCAUGUAUCACAAGCCAAAGAAAGGAUGAGGGAAUCUGAGCUCUGUGCCGGUUAAGUAUUUAAUCAGGAGCUUCAGCUGAAUGUCAGGAGACGAGGUUUUAAUGCUAUGGCUCGCUAUAUGCUCUGCUGGGGAGGCGGGGCCUUGGAGGAUCACUACAUGUAUGCUCCUUUGCCAGAUGUUUAUCGGGAACGAGCUUCAGGACUUGUAUUACAGCCUGACCAUGAGGUGGCACAGCGAUUGGCAGUGGGAAGCUGCAACAAUAUUCCAAAUGGUGGUAAGGCUGAAUUGCAGGCUGCCAAACUGUUGGCCAAACGUCUCUAUAACCUGGACGGUUUCAGGAGGUCUGAUAUUGCAAGGCACCUGAGCAAAAAUAAUGAUUUCAGUAAGAUGGUGGCAGAGGAGUACUUGAGUUAUUUUAACUUCUCAGGCAUGAGUGUGGAUCAGGCUCUGAGAGUUUUUCUGCGAGAGUUUGCUCUUAUUGGAGAGACGCAAGAGAGAGAGCGAGUAUUGUGUCAUUUCUCCAGAAGAUACCUCAAGUGCAACCCCAGCACUAUACCAAAUGAAGACAGUGUCCACACUCUGACCUGCGCUCUGAUGUUGCUGAACACAGACCUGCAUGGUCAUAAUGUGGGGAAGAGGAUGUCAUGUGCAGAGUUUAUAAGCAACCUGGAGGGGUUAAAUGAUGGGCAGAAUUUCCCUAAAGACCUGCUCAAGGCACUCUAUAAUUCCAUCAAGAAUGAGAGGCUGCAGUGGACAAUUGAUGAAGAGGAAGUGCGUAAGUCUGUUUCGGAGUUGGCCGACAGCAGGACAGACUCUGCGUCCCACACUCUGAAGAGGAUUACUAGUGUUGGGACACCUCUAGUGUCUCUGGCUCAGCAGUCCAACGCUCAGGUCUACAAGAAAGGCUUCCUCGUUCGCAAGGUUCACGCCGACCCCGAUGGCAAGAGGACGCCUCGAGGUAAGAGAGGAUGGAAGACAUUUUAUGCCAUCCUGAAAGGACUGGUCCUUUAUUUGCAAAAGAGUGACUAUGGCACUCCUAAGCAACUGUGUGAUGAGGACCUGAAGAACGCUGUGUCCAUCCACCACUCUCUAGCGAUGAAGGCAGCAGACUACAGCAAGAGACCCAACGUGUUUUACCUGCGCACUGCUGACUGGAGGGUCUUCCUCUUCCAGGCCCCCAAUGCGGAGCAGAUGCAGUCCUGGAUCACGCGCAUCAACACGGUAGCUGCCAUGUUCUCCGCCCCUCCCUUUCCAGCCGCCAUCGGCUCACAGAAGAAGUUUAGCCGUCCUCUUCUACCAGGCUCCACCACCAAACUGUCCCAGGAGGAGCAGGCAAAAUCUCAUGAAAUGCGCUUCAGAUUCGUGUCCACUGAGCUGCUGGAGCUGCGCACGUUUCCACAGGAGAGGAAGCCCAAAGGGAAGGAGCAAGAAGAGGCCAAGCAGAGGGAGGAGUACCUGGAGUUUGAGAAAACUCGCUAUGGGACGUACGCCAUGCUACUCAGAGCAAAGAUUCGCAUGGGUGAGUCGGAUCUGACAGCGUUCGAGGCUCGUUUGUUUACCGAUGGCACACUGCAGCGCACCAGCUCCAGCCCUACGCUGGCACACGACACCAGCCACGCCAGUGCCAGCAGCUGCAGCUCCAGAAGUAAGAAGAGCAGUCAAAGUGAGGGCCAGAGACACAAGCCAGCCGUGAAACAGUGAGUCCACUAUCCAGGGCACUUGAUAGCUGCUUUAUGGUGCUCCUGAUCCAGACUGAAGGCCUGAGUAUAGAGCAUCGAUAUGAGGAAAAAUAAUGGCAGUUUGUUCACUACACUGCAGUGGCCGCACACGGCGUGCACUCGGCUCGAGCAGUGCUGGAGGAUGUGAUCAAAGGUGAAGCUUAAAGCUGGGGAUGAGUAGUGGCCUCACUUCCUCAUGAAAGCAUGUUGUUGUGGCCAGUGAAUGCAAAACAGGCCUACAGAAGGCAGAGGAGUGUGACUAUAGCCAUCCUCCCUUUAUCUUUAUUACCAUUAUAGCCUGGCUUUAUACUUCUCUUAGCUUAACCUGUAUGGUGUAUAGAGGUCAUAGACUACUUAAAGCUAUUUUGUGCAUCCUUUUGUUUGAUUUUUAUUAUUUUUUUUGCUCAGACAACAUACAAGAGUGUCCACCACAAAGGAGAUUCUUUUUCUAACCCGUUUUUUGGAGACGAAAAGCAGAGUAUCUUCACUACCUUAUAUGGGAGCACAUGCAUUAUCACAGAGCUAAUUUACUUUUUUUUUAUUACUAGAAGUUUGUUUUUCUUGCUUGAACAUAUUUUUACGUAGGAUAAUGUACGUGUAUAGAUUUUUGGAAAUCAUCUUUUGAGCAUGCUUGUGAUGUAAAGAUGAUCAGUUCUUUCUUUGCAUUCCCAGUGUAUGUAUUGUAUGUUUUUUGUUUGUGUGUGUGUGUGUGUGUGUGUGUUUUUUUUUUUACCUGGAAGCACACUACAGCAAAAAUUAAUCAUUUUGAGCCAUUCUCAAAAUGGGGUCUGGGAAUCCCAGGUGUCCGUAAGGUAUAGCAUGGGGGUUUGUAAAUUGUCUUUUGUUUUGUUUUGUUUUGUUUUGUUUUGUUUUGUUUUGUUUUGUUUUGUUUUGUUUUUUGUUUUGUUUUGUUUUGUUUUGUUUUGUUUUGUUUUGUUUUGUUUUGUUUUGUUUUGUUUUGUUUUGUUUUGUGGAACCACAUAAACUUAAAAACAAACAGGUCACCAUUAUUUAAAACAAAUAAAUAAAUAAAUAAAAAUAAAAAUUGAAAUGUAAUAAAUCCUCUGCUGUCGACAGAAAUUAAAAAGUAGUCACCAUAAAUAAAUAUCCCACAUAUAUUAUGCUGGAUUAUGUUUGUAAAAUAAAUCUGUCCUGAGAGACUUCACAUAUUUUAUUGACAGUUAAAGAAAUGUUUGAGAACCCCAGGAUUUGAGGUAGGAGUGUUGUGUAGACAUACAGGUAACACCAGCAAUUAGUGUUUGUGAGGAUUGUGUAUGUAUUGUGUAUACUGACUGUGAAUGUGGAUGUCUGAUAAACACAGAUUAGACAAAAAAAAAAAAAAGAACAUGUUUCUACUGAUGACCUUAUUGUGUGGCAAAGACGUUUUUUUCUCAGGCUCCUGUUUUCAAAUACCGCAGUGAUGCCACUUUUUUGCUGCAACAAGGGGGCAGUGGAGGACAGAUAACCUGUAUUACCUCAGCUGUAUUGGAAAACAAUUAUUUAUGUCGAGUUUAAAGGAAUAAUAGCACACGUAUUGAGGCAGACACUAAUGUGAAUGAAUGUCUGUGAAGUGUUUCUUAAUCAUGUAUUUUCUUCAUAGCAGGAACUAAAGAAUCCGAUAUAUUGUAAAACAAAACAAAACAAAACAAAAAUGUUACCAGGUAGGUCACAAAGAGCUAUAAUGACUGUUAGAGCUACUGUACAAUAUGAAAACAAGCAUACAGACUGCUGACAAAUUAAAGGAAAAUAACAGUGAAUCUGGAUCAAUUCAGUGGUAACUUGAAGGUCCUGCGAAUUAAACUCCCAACCUUCCAAUCGUUAGUCCAAAAUGUUAACUUUCUAAGGCUCUAGGCAUUUUGCAUGCAAGGUUUGUUUACACCUAUAGGCUGCAGGCAAAAAAGUGAGUUCAAAUCAUUCUAUAUUUUACUUUUAUUCUCUGAUGAAUCAUUCCUAUCUAUCCUUAUGGAGUGGUCUUGACACCGCCCCUAUCCGCAGGGCACAGGAGCACACUGAAUGCUAUGUUGAGGAUGAAAAGGUUGUAAAUUGUUUACUAUGACCUUCAUGCUUACCAGAUCUUAACCCAGAUGAACUCCUAUGUGCAGUAAUAAUCCAGAGCGACGUGUUACACAUCUGUAAUAUCGUUUAGAAACAUAAUGAUCUCUCCAGUACACAGAACGUGUCCCAGGUUACACUGAAGCUGUUUUGGCAGGUCAUUGUGGCCCAACACACCAAAAUCUUUCCUUUCAUUUGUCACCAGUCUGUAUUAAGGCUGACUUAAGACCUAAAUCACAAUCUAUAGCACUUAAUUCAUGAUGCCCCAAUGCACUUUGGGUAAUGUUUGUUCAGGCUUUAAUGAAUGACAUGAGAUCUAUUUAUAUACUGUGGAGAUUUCUAAUUCAUGUCUUGCUGAGUAUGUGUUUAAGAUCAAAUGUUUUGACUUUGACAAGUUUUCCAGUGUUUUUACAGUGAGCACUGAGCAGUUCAGUGGCACCACAGUGGUCUACUGUAUGUUUUAAUACUGUAACUUUUUAUGUUAGUUCAGUGUUUGCUUGUAAUUUUACACACUGUAUUAUGUUUCAGAUGCUCAAUAAUAAAACCGUUAUGCUCUA
Tachysurus vachellii is the source of this 4597-nucleotide messenger RNA. RefSeq names its product pleckstrin and Sec7 domain containing a (gene psda). Lineage: Eukaryota; Metazoa; Chordata; Actinopteri; Siluriformes; Bagridae. Bases 376 to 1971 code for a protein of 531 amino acids. Gene Ontology annotation, biological process: regulation of ARF protein signal transduction. The record is from RefSeq and is a predicted model, not a curated record. Gene Ontology annotation, molecular function: phospholipid binding; protein binding; guanyl-nucleotide exchange factor activity. The transcript is spliced from 13 exons.